Messenger RNA from Musca vetustissima, 1983 nucleotides. It is a transcript of the gene Smyd4-2, whose product is annotated as SET and MYND domain-containing protein 4. Lineage: Eukaryota; Metazoa; Arthropoda; Insecta; Diptera; Muscidae. The record is from RefSeq and is a predicted model, not a curated record. Gene Ontology annotation, molecular function: protein binding. The transcript is spliced from 6 exons. The coding region runs from base 16 to 1983 and encodes 655 amino acids.
AAACGAAUACUAAAAAUGGAUAACUCCGAUAAUAUGUAUCAACAAAUUUGUAGUGCUCGCACAGUACAAUCGGAUAAAAAGGGUUUCUUUAAUGAAUUCUAUUUGGAGGUGAAACAAUCGUGUGGCGAAAAAUGGCUGAAAAACUGUUUUGGUACUUUGAAAUCGAAUGAGGCACGUAUUUUGUCGAUAUUCAGUGACCGUGAAAUAUGUGAUCCCGUAUUGGGUGUUUUGGAAAAUGUGGUGCCCGUGUUUAAGAUGAAAGAUGCUGUGUUCUCCUCACAACGCCGCUUACAGGCUGACAAAUAUCAUUUAAUGUGGACAUCAUCACAGAAAAAGGAGGAACUACAACAUGCCUUGGCAUUGGCCAAUUUAGCUGUUAUGCGUGCACCCGCUAAAGGAGUUGAUAUGCAAAUUGAUGAAGGUCUAACCUUGGCUUUAGCCUUAAGAUGUCGUGCUGUAAUUCUGAUUGCCUUGGGAGAAGGUGAAGCUGCCAUAAAUGACCUAAAGUUGGCGGCAACAAAUGGUUUGGAUAUCAAAAACAGUGUGGAUUACUAUUUGAAAAUGGCCAAGGCCUAUGCAACAAUGGGCGAAAUGAAACGUGCUGAAAUUUCUUUGAAACUAGCAGAAACCAUUUCGGGUGGUGGCAAUGCCUUAAUCGAUGCUUGUCGCCAAGAAUUACCAAACAUUAAGGUAGUGAAAAAGAAAUCUCCAGUAGCGGCACCUGCUCUCAGUCAUGGUGAGCAUGCUGAUUUAAAGGGCGCUUCAAGUCUGGUGAAAUUGGCUGAAACCAAAGAUAAGGGUCGUUUUAUUGUGGCCAAUAAUGAAGUAAAAACAGGCGAUGUGGUAUUAAGUGAAGAUCCAGUGGCGGCCUGUUUACUGCCUGCAUUCUAUGGCAGUCAUUGUCAUCAUUGUUUUUCAAAGCUGUCCAUACCAAUACCAUGUCAAAAUUGUUCGGGCAUGGCAUUUUGUUCAACACAAUGCAUGAACGAAGCUUGCAGCACUUAUCAUCGUUAUGAAUGUCAAUUUAUGGAUCUGUAUAUUGGUUCCGGUAUGUCUAUCUUAUGUUACAUUGCCCUGCGAGUAUUUACCCAGGCCAAAGAUAUAGAAAGUGCCUUAAAAGUCUCCGCACAGCUUUAUCAAAAUCUCUGCACCCACGAAGACUCACGGCAAGCAGAUGACUUGCUACAGCGCUCCCUAAUGGCCGCUUUCCUUUUGCGAACCCUGCAGAAGGCCAACUAUUUUGGACGCCGCAAAACGGAAGGUGUCAAUCCCACUGCUGUGGAAUUACAAGUUGCCACAGCUCUAUUAGGUCUUUUGGAAGUUCUACAGUAUAAUGCUCAUGAAAUUUAUCAAACCGUAACAACUGAUAAUCAUCUAUUCGAGGGUUCAAAAAUUGUCUAUAUUGGUGCUGGAUUGUAUGGUACGGCGGCAUAUUUCAAUCAUGAAUGUUGGCCAACUGUGGCACGUUAUUUUGUGGGAAAGAAACUCGUAUUGGCCGCCACUAAAUUGCAUCGGCCGAAUGAAGUUAUUGCUGAAAAUUAUGGACCGGUGUUUAUAAAGGCUAAUUUGAAGGAGAGACAGCGGGCGUUGAGGGCACGCUAUUUGUUCGAUUGUAAUUGUAUGGCUUGUCAGGAGAAUUGGCCGACCAUUCAGAAAUUGGAUAAGCAAGUGAGAUUUUGGUGUCCUACUGCCAAUUGCAACAAUGUCCUACAAUUCCCCAAGGAUUUAAGCAAAGAUGUCCGUUGUGUACGUUGCCGCAAAAAUGUCUCUCUCAAAGAGAGUGUGGCAAAAAUGAUUCGAAUUGAAGAGUUAUAUCGUGAAGCUGCCCAAAAUAUGCAGGAUCAAAAGGUUGAGGAGGCCAUAACAAUGUUUAAGGAAGGCAUUGAUCAGUUCUUUGAAAUUGCUGUAUUACCGCAUAAGGAUACGUUAAUAGCUCAGAAUUCUUUGACCAAAUGUAUGGCCACCAUGGCAAGACAAAUAUAA